UUCACUUGCAUGUACUUUUGCAGAAUCUGUUGUUAAAAAGUUAAAACUUCAGAUCAGUAAGAAACAUUUAGUAUACGGUCUUCGUGCAGGACCUGGGAAAAUAUUAAGAAAAGAGAAGAGCAUAAAAAGGAGUUCCAAUAAUUUUUUAGACAAUUGAAUCUUCUGCUUCAUUUUUACAGUUUCACUAAUUCCAAACAGGAGACAAUUGCUCAAAGACAAUCCAAAUUUGGGUUUAGAUUACAUAACCAUUGUAUCCUGCAAAGAAAGAAGAAGUUCUGAUGGCUAAGAACUGACAGCUAAUUACAGUCAUCAGUUUCCUUCAAGGUCUUGAAGAGAAUAGUUUUGCAAGCUGUCAUUGAGGAGUUCUGCUGUAUUCCCUGCUUUCGAAACAGGAUGCUUCACCUGUUUCUGAUAUUGGGAGUACUGCCCUGUGCAGCCCAAGAUUUAAAGCCACCAGAGAUCAAACCAAAUGUGCCAGAAAUGGUAAUGAAUUCUGGUGAGAUUCUGAAUCUUCGCUGUAAUGGUGACAACACUGUGACCUGGAUUGUCAGACUUGCAAAAUAUAAGAAGUAUAUAAAGAACAAUGGAACCUCCAGUAUUUUCAGAGCCAGAGUUCAGUCAUCUGAAUUCACAGGAACAUACAAAUGUGCAUAUCAGAAUCAACCAGACUUGUUUUCUUCUGUGCAUGUGUAUGUAAAAGAUUCUAGUCAGUUGUUCAUAACAGGAAGCUACAACUAUCAUUUCCUGAAGAAGGAGGGGGAAAGCGUUCUUCUUCCCUGCCUGUUGACCGAUCCCAGUGCCACUGACUUCUCGCUUCGGAUGGAAAAUGGCAGCUCUGUCCCACGAGGAAUGAAUUACACUGCUGACCCAAAGAGAGGAAUAACCAUCGAAAACCUUCAGCCUAGUUUUAACGCCGACUAUGUUUGCCGGGCCACAAAGAACGGCAUCGAGAAGGUCUCCAGUGCUUUCUCCAUCAAUGUGAUUCAAAAGCUGCGUCUCCCACCCUACGUGUUUCUGGAGACAGAUGAGUACAUACGCAUUGUUGGGGAGAAACUUGAAAUAAGUUGCACCACACACAAUCCAAACUUUAAUUAUAAUGUUACCUGGAAGCACUCAACAAGAAAGGCAUUGAAUGUUUCAGAAGCAGCUCAUUCUGAGGGUAGUCGACUGGCCAUAAGGAGUAUAUUGACUAUCCCUAAAGUGAGCAUGUCAGACACAGGCAAUAUAACCUGCAUUGGAAUUAAUGAGGCUGGCGUAAACAGUUCUACAACUUAUCUGCAAGUUGUAGAUAAACCUUACAUUAGGCUCUCAACCCCACAGAAUACUAGCCUUGAAGUGCAAGAAGGACAGGAUUUGGAGCUGAAGGUGUUGAUUGAGGCCUACCCUGCCAUUGUGGCAAAAGAAUGGGAUACACCCAGAACUCAUAAUACUUCUGCACAUGAAGAACACUUCGAAGAAUUCAACAACAGAUAUAAGGCAAAUCUUUUACUAAAGAGAAUGAAAACUGAAGAACAUGGGCAGUACAUAUUCUAUGCGAGGAGCACCAAGGCAAAUGCUUCAAUUAAGUUUCAUGUUCGGCUACACCAGAAGCCUAAAGCUUCAGUGAAAUGGCAUAACACCAGCCGCUUGACCUGUACAGCAUCUGGGUACCCUGCUCCCAACAUUCAGUGGUACCAAUGUUCAGGAAUCAUAUCCACGUGCAAAGGCAAUAAAACAGGAACUUCUGAGCUGCUCUCAUCAGAUGAAAGUUCUGGUAUAUACCUGGAACACGAUGGGAUUUACAUAGUGGAGAGCUCCAUGGGUGUCUUUCCCUUCACUAAGAGGAUGACUGUGGAGUGUGUGGCAUCAAAUUCUGCUGGAGAGGGCCAUGCAUCGUUUACUACUGAAGUUUUACGUACACCUCUUUUCACAACAACUCUAGCAGGAUCAGUGGCAGUGGCUUGUCUUUUCCUGGUGCUUCUAAUUAUCCUUUUAUACAAGUAUAAACAGAAACCAAGGUAUGAAAUCCGUUGGAAGAUCAUUGAAAGCAGUGAUGGGAACAACUACACCUUUAUUGAUCCCACACAACUGCCAUACAAUGAGAAAUGGGAGUUCCCCAGAGACAAACUUCGUCUAGGGAAAAUCCUGGGUGCUGGAGCUUUUGGGAAGGUGGUUGAAGCCACAGCCUAUGGCCUGGGAAAGGAGGACAAUGUUGUCCGUGUGGCUGUCAAGAUGCUCAAGCCCAGUGCCCAUUCCGAUGAAAGAGAAGCUCUCAUGUCUGAACUGAAGAUCUUGAGUCACUUGGGACAUCAUAAGAAUAUUGUAAAUCUCUUGGGGGCCUGUACACAUGGAGGUCCAGUGCUUGUUAUCACUGAAUACUGUAGUUAUGGAGACCUCCUGAACUUCCUCAGAAACAAGGCUGAAACUUUUCUGGCCUACAUGAGUGGGCCCAGCAGAAUGGAAGAAGUCAAUGACUACAAGAAUUUGUGCAUUGAGAAGAAGUACAUAAGAAGUGACAGUGGCAUUUCAAGCGCCUGCUCGGAUGGGUACCUGGAGAUGAAGCCUGGAUUUAUGCCUUCACAUGCAGCUCUAAACACCAAUUGUGAUGAAACUAAAGAAGAUACGUGGCCAGUUGACAUGGAUGACUUACUAAGGUUCUCCUACCAAGUGGCACAAGGACUGUCUUUCCUGGCUGAGAAAAAUUGUAUUCACAGGGAUGUGGCUGCAAGGAAUGUGCUGUUGACUGAUGGGCGCAUCGCUAAGAUCUGUGACUUUGGGCUGGCCAGAGAUAUUAUGAACGAUUCCAGCUAUGUGGUAAAAGGAAAUGCACGUCUCCCAGUCAAGUGGAUGGCCCCAGAAAGUAUCUUUGACUGUGUCUACACUGUACAGAGUGAUGUCUGGUCCUAUGGUAUUCUCCUGUGGGAAAUAUUCUCUCUGGGUAAGAGCCCUUAUCCCAACAUACUGGUUGAUACCAAAUUCUACAAAAUGAUCAAAGAUGGUUACCAGAUGUCGAGACCAGAUUACGCACUGCCUGAAAUGUACACAAUCAUGAAGAUGUGCUGGAACCUUGAACCAACUAAGCGCCCCACCUUUGACAAAAUAGGCAAGCUCAUUCAGAGACUGCUGGGAGAUCAAACACACCAGAUCUAUGAGAAUGUUGAGCGCAAUGCUGUAGAUGAACAGCCUGAACCCUGUGAUGCCCCGAAGUGCUCCGAAGACUCAUGUGACCAAGGAGAAGAAGACCAACCAUUGAUGAAAACCAAUAACUAUCAGUUCUGCUGAAGAUGGUUUUCUACACUGUCUACACACACCCUUUUGUUUAACUCCAGGAUAUUUCACAGUGUUUUUUUAAGAUUUUCUUUUCUGAGAGAGGAAGGACAGAUUGAGCUUUCACAGGGAAUACUGAAAUUAAGUGAAUGGAGAACUCUUUCCCCAUUACAAAAAACAAUGUGAUUGUCCAAUGGAUGUUUGCAUUAGAGCUGAUAGAUGUAGAAAGGAAAUCAUUGAUGGGUGUCGAAAACUGGAAUACUGACAAUAUUUUGGAAAAUAAACUCCAAGAACUCAUGGCAGCAACAGUAUCAAAGGAAACCCUCAAUUAAAAAAAGCUUCCUCUACUUGUUCUUCUACUCUACAGAAUAUAAUACAAUGAAACUGUAUGCCUUAGAUACUGUAUCACUUUUUAAUGUGUCAUAAAUAAUUUGUGGGCUAUAAAAUUAGACUAAAUUACCAUGGAUACUCUGAGGCUUAGGUACUCCAGUUCAUGUUCUAGUAGCUAAUAAAAGUCAAACCUUUCAGCAGCUGGAAAAACACAAGGUAGCUAUUUUUCCCUAAGCUGUUGUACCAAGUCAGCAUAUUUGUUUUUUUUGCAGGGGGGAAAUGAAAGCUAUGAAUUUUGUGCUUUCGACUAGCGAUGCAGAUUUUAGAGCCUACUUUCCCAGGUUAUUUGUACACAAUACACAGAUUGUUUUUGAUUUUUUAUCACACAGUGCAGAUUCAUAAGCGCCUUUUUGUGAUUUUUAAAGAACAUAAUGAAUUUCCUUGUGGAUGAAGCAUGCUUUGGAUGCACAAAUUUCUCCAAAUGUAAUACUGAACAUUAAUUUCGAACAUUGUCACUGAGCUUGACCAUAGGAAGCUAAAUGUAUGAUUUCUCCAUUCUUCAGAAAUUCUUUCAAAAAUAAGUUUGAAAAGCUGUUUUUUGUUGCUUUUUAUUGUUCCAUCAGGUUAAACAGUGUAAUAUGCUUGUUUAAAAAAAGUUUUGUAUUAACUGACAUAAAACAAAGAAAAAAUAA
Molecule: messenger RNA, 4268 nt
Organism: Lepisosteus oculatus (spotted gar)
Lineage: Eukaryota; Metazoa; Chordata; Actinopteri; Semionotiformes; Lepisosteidae
Gene: csf1ra
Product: colony stimulating factor 1 receptor, a
Biological process (GO): regulation of MAPK cascade; multicellular organism development; protein phosphorylation
Cellular component (GO): plasma membrane; CSF1-CSF1R complex; signaling receptor complex
Molecular function (GO): ATP binding; growth factor binding; macrophage colony-stimulating factor receptor activity
Source: RefSeq, a predicted model, not a curated record